CUUUCAAAAGCUAGCGCCAGUAGUUCUCAAUCUUCGGCAAUUUUUAAGAUGUGCGGCCUUCGAUUCCUAGAAUUACCCAGACAAAUCUUAGCCUAGGCCUUCCUUGGAGAUAAAGCGACUUUUCCCCUGAGGGCAUGCGCAUUCUGGCCAGCAAGAUGGCGUCCUUUGCUGGAGCUAGAAUGGCCGUCAGGGUCGCCUACGGGCUGCGCUCCCGCUCCUGCCUCGACCUCCUUUGCCGCUGUGGCGGAGCUCGAUUCCUUUGUACACCUGCACCCGCCGGGGGCGUCGAAGAAAGCCACAGAGACCCUCCCUGGGUUGGGACCUGGUACGAGACGCUGUCUUCGUCGGUACCUGUUGCGACGGUAGAAUCGGGGUUGAUAGCUCUGCAGGUCGCAUCCGGGCUGCCCUGGUGGUCCACGGUGUUGGCAGCUACCGCCAUCCUGCGCACUGGCUUAACCCUUCCACUCAGCGUCCUCCAGAAGCGCGUCGUCGCCCGCUUAGAAAAAUUGCAGCCGGAAAUUGAAUACUUAGCCAAACAGCUCCGUUAUGAAGUUUCAGUUUCUGCAAAGCAAUAUGGUUGGUCUGAAAAGGAGGCUAGGGUAUGCUACAGGAGAAAUAUAAAAAGAAUAGUUUCAGAGUUAUAUAUUCGAGAUAAUUGUCACCCUUUCAAGGCAACUCUGCUCAUAUGGGUACAGAUUCCAGUAUGGAUCUUUGUUUCCGUAGCUUUACGUAAUUUAAGUAUUGGCAGAGGAGAUUCUGAAGGACUUUUAAUUCAGGAGCAGUUUUCCACAGGAGGCAUACUCUGGUUUAAGGAUCUCACUUUACCUGACUCAACUUGGAUUUUGCCAAUCACGCUUGGACUUCUCAAUCUACUGAUAGUAGAGAUUUUUAGUUUAAGAAAAACUGAAACAUCCAAGUUUUGGAAGUAUGCUACCAACUUUUUUCGAGCAGUCUCUUUGCUAAUGAUCCCCAUUGCUUCAAAUGUUCCAUCCAUACUAGCUUUGUACUGGGUAUCUUCCAGCUUCAUAGGCCUUUCACAUAACCUUCUGCUGCGCUCUCCUGCUUUCUGUAAAUUAUGCCAUCUCCCUCGGACCAAGUCUGAUUCAGAUACUCCAUACAAAGACAUUGCUGCUGCUUUGUACAUGAAAUAUUUCUUUAAGUAAAAUACGUCUCUGUAAUUGAACCAAAUGAUUUUUUUUACUAUAUUAAAUUGUAUUAGGAAGCUAACUUUAUUAGAGUAGAGAAACUUUAUAUGUCCCCUUCAGAUAAUUUUUUGUCAGCAAGUAGGAGACAACAGCCUAAAAAAUAUUAGCUUCUAAUUCAAUGUAUGUUUUUAAUUUAUAUGGAAUUUCUGAAACCUUGCAGCUUUUUCUGAAAAAUCAUUUCUUGUCCUUCAAGGUGUUUUAAUAUUAUGUAUUAAUGUUUGUUUCUUAAUCAUUUUGGCAGCUUAAAUUAUAAACAUAUUUUUCAGUUUGCAUAUAACAUGUUCAUAAAAACAUAAACUGAUUUUCAGAUAUUUAAGAAGUGACUUAGGAAAGAGAAAAACUCGCAUCCUAUCUUCUGUGUCACAUCCUAACCCAUGUGAGUUGCUGGGCUGGUAGUUAACAGUAAAGCUCCAAGUAGCUCUCAUUCAGAGGAUUUCAUUGAAAUUGACCACAUUUCUAUCCAGACAUCCUCUAAAAAACAGUAAGUUUGUUGUACCAUAUUAGUCUAGAUGAAGUGGUUAAAUACAUAUUUUAUUUUUAUAACAUCUAUGAUUAUUUACAUUGUUGUAUUUAAAAACAUUUAUUGAAAUAUUUUAGCGGGUUAUAAAUAUACAAUUAGAAAUCUGAGAAUUGGGGAAGACAUUACAUAAGGGAUGUUAUCUAAAUUUAAAGAAGACAAAUCUUUCUUGAGCAACCUUUUUGUUUUCUAGCAAUGCCAAUAAAUGACUUGUGACAAUUGCCCAGUGUCUCUACUGGCUCUGCAGUUUUAGAAGCAGCUUUUUUAAGUAUAGUUAUAUUGCUUUAACUGUUCAUAUACCGAUCACCAAUUUAUGUAGGAGAAUCUAAUGGAACUUUCAUAAUAUUAACAAUGAGAGCAUAUUUCUAAUCAUGUGGAAUAUAUUUUUAAAUUUUAAGGAAAAGAAAUGUUCAACAACCAGUAACCAUUCUCCAAACUGCAUUAAACAGAAAAACUAAAGUCAAACUAAAGUAUAGCUUUGUAUAAAAAAAGGAAAAUAAAUUAGCCCAAUAUUUUAAAAACUCAGUUGUUGAACUAGAACUUUGAAAAUGGCAUUAGAUAUAUUUAAUUCACAAAAAGUAGUACCCCGAAUACCUGCUAUUCUGGUGGACAGGUUUUCCAUCCUUUUUUGGCAUGUGAAAUUUAUUGCAUUUUGGAUGUGUUUCUAAUUUUCCUGAUAAACCUACUUUCACACAUAUAUUGAAAUAGACAAAUGUAACUGGUACAUUAAGCACUUUGCAGUGACUUGAUCAGACUCAUCAUCAAUUCAGCGCAGUGAAUUAACAAUUAGGCAUAGUGAGGCAUAUUGUGAUGCUUCACAAUAAAAAGGUUUCCCCACUCAAACGAACCAGCUAGGAUUGUUCCAAACUAUUCAGCAUCACAGAUACAGCAUCAACCAAGCUUUCACUGCACCAUAAGUAAUCUAACUUCUGGAGAUGGAUGAAAAUACUGCUGUGGCUAAUUUGAGAAAGCUGAUUUAUACAGUGGUGUUUAAAAGUUCAUGAGUCUUUUUGAAGGGGCGUUGGUCCUACCUGACACGCUCCUUCUCGUUGAGUGGAGACAGCAGCCAGUGUGGGUAAUAUUCGCCCAAUCAGAUUGAAGGACUGAGUCGCCAAUAAUUCUUAGUCCCGCCCUUGUUGCCGGGCAGGCCAGCUUUUGGCGAAGACUUGAGAGACAGACUCGGCGUGUGGGAUAAGAAGGAAACACAGGUAAGUAGAAAGGAGCAGGAAAGAGGCGUUGGACUUACCGUGAACGCCUUUUCCCCGAAGGAUGCAGAGUGGGUCAGGAGUGGGAUGAUCCAUCUGGUCUGGCCAAUCAGCGAGUCAAAUUGCUUUGGCCACGCCUCCUCAGGCGUCCAUUGCUCCCAGUUUGUUCGACGAAUGCAGAUCUGCAAGACAGGCUCCAACAAAAUGACAAAGGAACCAAGAAACAAUUGCAGGUGGGAGGGGAUGACCCACUCUGCAUCCUUUGGAGAAACGGCAUUCACGGUAAGUCCAAUGCCUCUUUUCCCAUAAGGCUGCAGAGUGGGUCAGGAGUGGGACAUACCCAAGCUCGUCAGCCCUCGUCAGCAGGGUGGGAAUCCUGCGAUCUAGGGAGCCGUGGUGCCAGGUGUACCUGCUGAAGGACUCUCCUGCCGAACAAAGCCUCCGCAGACGCAAAGACAUCCACACGGUAAUGCUUAAUAAAGGGGACAGGAGUAGUCCAGGUAGCUGCCCGGCAGAUUUCUUCGAGGGAGGCCGGCGUGGCCCAAGCAGCGGUGGUAGCUGCACUGUGGGUGGAAUGAGCAGUGAUACGCCUCAGAGGAGGAAGAGAUCGUGAUUCGUAGGCACGGGCAAUACAAGCACGGAUCCACCGACCUAUGGUGGUCGAGGACACCUUUGAUCCCAGCGAAGCCGGUUGAAACGAGACGAACAGGGCCUCAGAAUGCCUCGUCGAGGCGGUCCGCGAGACAUAGAUUUUAAUAGCUCUGCGGACGUCAAGCAUGUGCCAUUUGCAUUUUAAUCGAUGGGUAGGCUUGGGGCAGAAAUUAGGAAGGAUAACCUCCUGCUCACGAUGGAAUCGAGAGUUAAUUUUUGGCACGAAGGCCGGAUCCAAACAAAGGAUUACUCGAUCUGGAUGCAUAAUACACAAGUCUGGCCUGAUGGAAAGGGCCGCUAACUCUGAGAUUCGGCGGGCCGAGGUUAUGGCCACCAGGAAGGCUACUUUCAAGGUAAGGAAUCUAAGGCUGGAAGUUCGGAGAGGUUCGAAAGGAGGUUCAGUAAGUGCUGUUAAUACUUGCGGUAAAUCCCAUGUGGGGUAUCGGUGAACUAUGGGAGGGCAAAGGUUUCGGACCCCACGCAAAAACCUUCGAACGGAGGAAUGCUGAGACAUCCGUCCCUGGGCAGCAGUACCGUGGUGAGAGCUGCAACAUGGCGCUUCAGGGUGUUAAGCACCAGCCCCUUGCGGAUUUCCAUCAUGGAGGAACUCCAGCACCUGCGGAACAGAAGCUGACAAGGGAUUAAUUCCGCACGCCGAGCACCAAGAAAUAAAUACCUGCCACGUGAUGUUAUAGAGUCUGAUGGUGGACUCCUUUCUGUCUGCCUGCAUAAUACAGAUGACAUUUUCAGAGUAAUGUGCCUCCUUUAGGAGGAGCCCCUCAAGAGCCAGGCGGUCAGGUUGAGCCACUGGGGCUCCGGAUGGUUGACUUCCCCCUGGCUGAGGGACACUCUCUCCGGAGGAAGCCGCCAAUGGUGAGCUGCUGACAGUGCUACGAAGUCCGAGAACCAAGGCCUCCUCGGCCAGUAAGAGGCGACAAGGAUGACAUCUGCUCCCUCUGCAAUGAUCUUGCGUAUCACCCAUGGAAUUAGUGGCAGAAGGGGGAACACAUAAAGAAGUUCCCGAGGCCAGGGGCAGCGGAGCGCUUUCGAAUUCUCCGCUCCCGGAGUUGGAUAAUGGAUGAAGUAGUGUGGAAUCUGAGCGUUCUCUGGGGCGGUGAACAGGUCUACCUGAGGAGUUCCGAAGCGAAGACAAAUGGCUUAAAAAAGAUCGGGAAAAAGAUGCCACUCUGAUGCGUCUACUGUUGUUCGGCUCAGGAAGUCUGCCUGGAGAUUGUCCUUCCCCGCAAUGUGGUCCGCCCGAAGAGAUAGAAGAUGGGUCUCCGCCCACCGCCCCACGAUUAGAGCCUCCUGCAUCAGGGUUUUGGAUUUGGUCCCGCCCUGGCGAUUUAUGUGGGCUUUUGCCGUCACGUUGUUGGUAAGGACUAGCAGAUGGCGACUUUCGAUCGAUGGUUGGAAGGCCAAUAGGGCCAGAUGAAUCGCCCGUAGUUCCAGCAAAUUGAUGCUAGACUGAGCUUCCGUGGGAGACCAUCGGCCCUGUGCGACUUGGUUGCCCAGAUGAGCGCCCCAGCCGGACACUCGCGUCUGUUGUCAUUAGAAGAGGUCGAACGUCGAAGAAAACGCACCCUUUGUCCAGGGCCGGGGAUAGCCACCAAUGCAAGGACCGGCGAACCGACAGAGGGACCCUGAGCUUGGCUCGAGAGGUGGCGGUCAUAGUUCGUUGGUGCGGGAGUAAUAGCCAUUGAAGGCUGCAGGCAUGCAGUCGAGCCCAAGGUACUAUGUCUAUGCAGGACGCCAAUUUCCCCAGUAGACAAGAGAGAUCGAGUUUGGUCACGGACGGUUGUCUGAGAAGUUGUCAUAUGAGUAUUCUGAGGCUGUCCUUCGUCUCGGAAGAUAGAAAGACCUGUCCCACCCUGGUAUCUAUGACUGCCCCUAGGUGUGUGAGACAGGUCUGGGGUUCCAACUGACUUUUGGGCAUGUUGACCAGGAACCCGUAAUCCCGAAGUACCUGCAAUGUUAGGUGCAGGUUGGAUUGGGCCUUCUGCAAGGUGGGAGCCUGGACCAAAAUAUCGUCCAGGUAGGUCUGUAUUAUCACUGGGACAGAUCGUACAUAGGCUACCAGGGCCGCUAGGAUUUUGGUGAAGCUAUGUGGGGCCGAUGCCAGUCCGAAUGGAAGGGCACGGUAUUGGAGGUGACGCCCCUCGUAGCUGAAUCUGAGAUAUUGCCGGUGGGCAGGCAAUAUGGGAAUGUGUAGAUAGGCCUCAGAGAGAUCGAUGGAGGCUAGGAAGUCUCCAGGCCGAAUGGCUUCUAGAAUGGAUUUCAGUGUACUCAUUUUGAAUUUCCGGUACACUAGAUGUUUGUUCAGCGAUUUUAGAUUCAGAAUCACUCUCCAGCCCCCAGAGUGUUUCGGUACCACAAAAAGGAUGGAGUAGAACCCCCGAUUCCGCUGAUCGAGGGGGACUUCCUCCACAGCCCUGAUUUCUAGCAGGUGUUGAAUGGCAAGCUCCAUGAGGCGACGCUUGCAGAGGGAGUUGGAGACAGGGCAUGGUACGAAAUGACUCGGAGGGCGUGAGAGGAAUUCUAGUGGGAGGCCAAAUUCUAUUGUGUGAAGAACCCAUUGAUCGGUCGUGCUGCAGACCCACUUGUCUAAGAAAAGACUCAGUCUGCCGCCAAUGGGCGCUGACUGAGGAGAGUCAUUUUUGGCGGCGGAACUGGCGUCCGCCAGUCCCGCAAAAGGACCGCUUGAGCGGACCAAAAGACUUAGGUUUGUCCCGAAAGGAACCCCUAUCCUGAGGGCAACUGGGUCCCUGGUAAUACGGCCUGUGGCUGGUACCUUCCUGAGAAAAAUUGCGAGCCUGCUGCCUACGGUAGUAGGGGGCAGCCCGGCGAUCAGCCCUCCUGGUGAUAGAAGGUAACACCUUCUUCUUGUCCCUAUCCUCGACUAGCAAAGGCUCAAGGGGCUCCCCAAAAAGACUCGACCCCGAGUAAGGGGUAGAUGCCAGGCACCAUUUGGUUUUGAGGUCCGCAGGCCAUUGUCGCAGCCACAAGAGGCGGCGCGACGUGACCGACGAUGCUAUGGCUCUAGAGGCGAACUUUGCCGCAUUGAGGGUGGCAUCGGCUGCGAAUUGAGUGGCUGCAAUAAUCUUAUUUAAGUCUUGGUGUACUCUGACAUCCUGGACAGGCAAACGUGUUUGAAGUUGUUGCAGCCAUAGUAGGGAAGAACGGGAGAAGAAGGAGGCCACAGUCGCAGCCUGUAUAGCCCAUGCGGAAGCCUGGUGUGUUUUCUUAAAUGAGGAAUCAAAUUUCCUGUCCUCUGGUUUAAGACCUUCAGACUGAUCCCCUGAAAUACAAGGAGAGGUGGAGGACAGGGCAACCACUGGACCAUCAACUACAGGUACCUGUAAAAGGUUGGUUAGGGAAGUCUCCAUAUUGUAGUUGCAGCGAUCGUAGCCACUGGGAGUGGGGAGAGAGGCUGGAUUAGCCCAUUGCUCACGCACAACAUCCGUGAAGAGCUUUGGUGCGGGGACAAAGAGUUGUUCUGCGACCGGUUCCGCGAAGAUGCCUUGGCCUACAGGGGAGGAAGCAGAAGGUGAGUCAGAAGUGGUAUCAACAAGACCCGAGGUGACUUUGGCCUUGUGUAGUAGGGACUUGAAAAGCCCCUGUGGAAAUAAUCCGGUAAAUUGUGGAACAUCUAGUGUAGUGGUUUCAUCAUCGGAUAGCUUCCCUUUGUAUGUCUUCAUCUAUGCCAAUGUCAGCACUGCCAUGAGACGUAGUUGGAGAAUGUUCUGGUGAACCAGUGAGACUAGCAGAAGGAGAAACUCUAGAUCUCCUAGAAUGUAGACUCUCAAAUUAAUAAUGCGGAACGGUGCUCCCUAAUGCCUGCUUGAAUGCCAUACGAGAUGGUUUUAGCAAUUAGGAUUUGUACAGACUCAGGAAGAUUCUCCAAAUCCGAUUUGGGAUUUUCAUCCACUGCAAGGACCUGAGGAGGUUCUUGGGGUGUAAUGGAGCAAUCAAAUGGGUCACCUUGUGGUCUAUCAGGAGAGCAGUGAGAGGCUGUGGAGUGCCUCUCUGGAGACAGAGCCCUAGUUAAAUCCACAGAGACAUUAGGGUCUUGAUCAAGGUCAGUACUAGGAGAAGGCCUGGGUUUGUUGGCCUGGACUGCCUGAUCAGAACUUCGCUGAUGGGGCUUUUUAACAGACCCUGAUUUGGACAUCGCCUUGCGGCCCAGUUCAGUUUUGGUGGCCGACUGGUCUGCAAUGACAAUGCACAGUGUAGUACAGAGUUGAAGUCCUGUACAAAUGGAAACAAUGAGAGAUAUUAAUUAAAUUGUAAAUAAAAUAAACCCAUGCCACAACAUGAGGCUUGAAGUUAGGGUAAAACUUGUUCUUUUAACUACCAAUAAAAUGGCCGCCAGCUAUGAGGAAGUCUGGCUUGUUAAAAUGGCCGCUGCAACUGACAAUGACAAGUAAUGGAUAGCUGCCUUCGAGUUCAGUAAAAUGGUCAUAAACAGUGACGCAAUUAUGGCCAAACAAAAUGGUCGCCGGAAGGUGUUGCUAGGCAGAUUUCAGUAGAUUCGGCGGGCCGUGAAGUACCCAAUUUCUGCCACUAGUUACACAAAAUGGCCGCCAACCCCUUUAUACGAAGCCAAAUACCUUUUUGCCAGUUGAAACCUCCGCAGUGCAAUAACCGCGAUGGGAGAACCUUGAUUCCCUCUUCUGUGUAACGAGAAGGAGUGUGUCAGGUAGGACCAACGCCCCUUCUCCAUUGAGAGUUGAGACAGCAGCCAGUGUCUCAACUCAGUGAACUUAGGAACAUAUCCAAGUUCACUGUCCCUAAUUCCGGGGGGGGAUCCGGCUGGUCCGCAAUACUCUCACCAGCAAUGAGCCUCUGGAGAACCCGCCGUCCAAACAUGGCCUCUGCCGACGCAAACUGGUCCAGUUUAUAGUGUCGUAUGAAGCGAACAGGCGAAGUCAACGUGGCAGCCCUGCCGAUUUCAAAUAAAGGAGCCUGGGUUGCCCACGCUGCCGUCGUAGCCGCGCUGUGAGUGGAAUGAGCAGUCAAUCGAGAAGGACGCGGAAGUGAACGAAGGUCGUAGGCCGAAGAAAUAGUCUGUCGAAUCCAGCGACCAGUGGUAGAUGACGAGACUUUGCAUCCCUGGGAGACAAGUAAGAAGGAGACAAACAGCGAUUCCAAUCGGCGGAAGGAAGCAGUCCUCUUAAGGUAGAUCCGCAACGCUCGUCUGAUAUCCAGGGAGUGCCAACAUCGCUCCCGUGGGUGAGAAGGCCGAGGGCAGAAAUCAGGCAGUAUAAGCUCCUGCGAGGGGUGAAAAACAGAAUUGACCUUCGGCACAAAGGUAGGGUCCAAGCGUAGGACCACACGGUCCGUGUGGAAUACACAAAGAUCAGAACGGGUGGACAACGCAGCAAUUUCUGAAAUGCGGCGGGCCGAGGUUAUGGUCACCAGGAAGGCGACCUUGCAGGAAAGUAGCCUGAGACUAGUAGUCCGCAACGGCUCGUAUGGAGGACCCAUAAGCGACUCCAAUACCAGUGGGAGAUCCCAAGUAGGGUAUCUAUGCGGCCCGGGAGGGCACAAGUUCAUUGCACCACUGAGAAAGUGGCAGAUCAGAGGAUGCUGGGCCAAGGACGACAAGGAACCGCAGGCAAGCACAGAAGAUAACGCGGCCACUUGCCGGCGUAAGGAAUUAGGAGAGAGACCCUGGGACCCUCCUGCAAAAACACCAGAAUGUUCACAAUAGAUGGGUGAAGAGAGCGCAUGCCGUUUUGGGAACACCAGGAGCAGAAGGUCCGCCAGGUGGCAGAAUAAAUGCGGUCAGUAGAAAAACGACGUGAGGCCUGCAAUGUCCGAAUAACAUCCGCUGAAAUGUCCGCUGCCCUCAACGUGCUCCGCUCAACCGCCAAGCGGUCAGAUUGAGCCAGGACAGGUCCGGGUGAGUCAGAGCGCCCUGGGAGAGGGUGUCAUCCCCAAGAGGGAUGCGCCAAGAUGGGGCCACCGAGAGGGAGACAAGGUCCGCAAACCAGGGCCUCCGGGGCCAAUGAGGGGCCACAAGGACCACUUCCGCCCGCUCAAACAAGAUCUUGUGGAUGACAUUGGGAAGGAGGGACAUAGGGGGAAAAGCAUACAGGAGACCUGCUGGCCACGGGGUCCGUAGAUGUCGACGCCAGCCACAUGAGGAUCUGGAUACCAGGCGAAGAACUGUGUAAGUUGCACAUUCGUGUGCAUCGCAAAAAGAUCAACAAUCGGAGUGCUGAACUGAAGGGACAGUUCCUGGAAAAUUCACGGGCUCCGGAAACAAGGUGACGAAAUGCCCUCAGCGCGAAGAAGAUAACCUGCAGCUCCAACCAAUUGAUUGGAUGACGAGACUCCGCGGAGGUCCAUGUCCCUUGAGCCAGAUGGCCUUGGCAAUGCGCCCCCCAGCUGAGAUGGCUGGCCGUCCGUCGUCACCACCACCCUCUGGGGCUCAAUACAGAAGCAACCCGCUGCGAGAGCAGGGGAACGCCACCACCGGAGGGACCUGCGUACCGCAGGAGGAACUGGAAUUGGCCUGGACGAAGUGCCUCUGCCCGCCUUCUGCAACGGUAAAAGAAACCAUUGAAGUUCCCGGGCGUGCAGCUGUGCCCAGGGAACUAUAGAUAUUGCAGAAAUCAUCUUCCCCAAAAGUUGCGAUAAAACAUAGGGGGAGACGGCACGACACCCCUCAAUCUUGGAGACUAACUGUCGCAGGCUGUCCUGUCUAUCGGGAGAGAGAAAAACCUUGCCCUGAACAGUCAAUCAGGGCCCCUAAAUGAACCAAACUAGUGGAAGGAGAGAGAUGGCUCUUUUCCAAAUUAAUUGAAAAAUCAUGAGCCACCAGAGUUUCAACAGCAAGGCGAACAUCUAGAGUGGCUUGCUGGGCAGAGGGAGACAACACUAGAAUAUCAUCAAGGUAACACAAAAGUCUAACUGAACGGAGUCUAAGAAAGGCCGCCAAGGCAGCCAACACCUUCGUAAAGGUACGGGGAGCGGAGGACAGACCAAAGGGCAGAGCCCUGUAUUGGUAAUGCACCUCCCCCCCGUAACAAAAUCUCAAAAACUGUCUAUGGGAGGAUAGGGAUGUGCAAAUAGGCCUCUGUAAGGUCAAUGGAAGAGAGGAGAUUGCCCCUCCGGACACCGUCUAGGAUAGUUUUCAAAGAUUGCAUCUUAAAUUUACGGUACACAACAUAUCUGUUCAAUCGUUUUAGAUCCAGAAUGGGUCGCCCCCCCCCCAAGACUUGGGAACAAGAAAUACCCGGGAAUAGAAACCCUUACGCUCCUGACCAGAGGGCACCAGUUGAAUAGCCUUGAUGGCCAGGAGGUGCUGAACCGCUGAGUCCAUAAGGGACCUCCGUUCGAUGUUACGAGAAAGCAGGCAGCAGACAAAGGUGUUCGGAGGGGUGGAAAGAAAUUCAAUGGCCAGCCCUGAUCGUAAGGUGGCCUGGACCCACUUGUCCGAUGUGGACCGCUCCCAAAUGGCGGCAAAGAGGGCCAAUCUGCCGCCUAUAGGAGGAUCGGUGAUGCAAUCAGCACCGGCGUCGGAUGGAACGACCUCCUCCCCCCACCCGAAAGGGCCAUUUAAAUCUGAAGGAUCUGCCCCGAAAGGACCUAUCUUGAGAGCCUCAUUGCCUGCCAAAAUUAUUGUACGGCUGAGGCGAGAGAGAGGAGGAGGAGGACUCCCCCACAUCAGCACCUCGAAAUUGGGGCCACGAGGGAUACGGAGAGAAACUGGAGUCCCCUCUCCGAUACGCUGCCGCCAGCACCUUCUUCUUGUCCCUAGUUUCAGUCAGAAAGGGCUCUAAAGCGUCCCCAAACAGGUGUGACCCCCCCAAAGGGAAUGGAAGCUAGGCACCACUUGUCUGGCAUCCGCCUGCCAAGGGCGGAGCCAGACUAAACGACGAGCAGUGACCGAAGAGGCCAAUGAUUUGGCGGUAAAACUAGCGGUGUUAAGGGUUGCGUCCGCCAAAAACUGGACCGCCACCAUGAACUUAUUAAGGUCCUGCUUGACCCGAAUAUCCUCAGGCGACAACUUUUCUUGCAAUUGACGUAGCCAUAGCAAUGUGGUGCGGUUGAAGAAGGACACUGUAGAAGCGGCCCUGAUUGCCCACGCUGCGCCUUGAUGCGCCCUCUGGAGGACUAAGUCGGAACGUCAUUCAUCGGGUCGCAAGCCUUCAUCGGGGUCCCCCGGAAUGUGGGCAUUAGGCAAGAGUGCAGCUACUGGGGCAUCCACCGAUGGGAGUUGCAGGAGAGAGUCUAGUUCUGAAGUGACGUGAAAAGAAGGUGCAGGUUGAGCCACCGGGGAGAAGAGCUGAGCCGUGUUCACAGCCUUGAAGAGCAGCGACUUGAAUAAAGCCUGAGGGAAGAGACCGGAAAACACCGGUUGAUCCGGCGGGAGGUUUUCAUCAUCCGACAAACCAGAGUUACUAUAGUCGGCUUCAGACAAGGUAGAGAUAUGACUAGCAUAUGAGCGCGAGGGAGAUGCAGGAGCCUCAGCUGGCGCAUGAUCUGAAGAGCGUGGUCGGUCAGGUGAAACCGACUGUACGGAACCAGAAAUGCUGGGAGGACGAAGGCCAGCCGCCAGUGACUUUUGUACCGCAACCUCAAUGAGUUUUUGCAGCUGGUCAGGAAGAAGCCAGGGCCUCCGAAGAAGGAGCAGGAACCUGAGGUGGUGGAGAAACAUGGUGCACCCUUUCAGGAAGUGGAGCGGCUGAUGGUGCAGAAGAAUCAACGCCCCACCAGUUCGUAGUGGAAAUGGUAACAGGACAAUCCCGAAGAGAAAGUUGGUCCGGAGUAGCCAGACGAGGCUCCCACACAGGAUCUGAGGCCUCGGGAUUCACAGGUGAUGUAGCUACUGCAGACAGAUUAGCGCUCGCCUUAUCACAAAGAUGCGUGAGAACCUUGUCCCUGCGUUUCUGCACCCUGGAGGUGGUAGUGCUAUGCUUGUGGCCCUUGUGAAGAGAGCGCGAAAGCUGAGUAGGGGGUGGCGGCUUGUCAGAGGCCUGGGUGGAAGUUUGGUGGGUAACAGAUGAAUUAUCUGAUUGUCCAUGAAUAGAAGAGCCAGCCUUCCGACCGUGCUUUGACUUAGACAGGACCUUCGGCAUAUUGGCCGAUUGCAGGCAAGGUCACAAACCACCGGCCAACUAAUAAGACGGGGAGCAUGGAAACUCCACCAAUAACCUGUCGUGUACUUGAGAUAGUGCAGGAGAGGCAAAGGGAGUGCAAAAACUCCACAAAAUGGCCACCGCGCCUCCAACAAAAUCCAAAAUGGCGGAUAGCACUGACAGGUGCAAAUAACCUCCCCAAAGAUCCGAGUUGCCCUAAUGCCACCAAAUGGGAGCGCGAAGCUCCACGGAGUAGUUCGAUAGUCAGGAAGCACCGCAGAAUGCAGCACUGACAAAGGCGGCGGGAGCGCGAAAACUCCACAGACUGAGGCUCAGCUGAUAGUCGGGUGAGCUGUCAAACUGCCGAUCUGAGCACUGGGGACAGCCAGGAAGCCGCUAGCUCAGGAACGCUGGGCAGAAAGCAGUCAAUAAAGGGAGAAAGCGGCCAGAGGCUCCAAGUUCGAGCAGAUCAAGUCCGAAGAGCAAGUCCAACAGGAAAACCAGCCAGGAGCCGAACGAAGGGAGGAGGAGGGAAGGACCUCCAAACGAAGCAGGAAGCAACAAAAUGGCCACCGCUGCUCAAAUGGCGCAAAAAAACAGCGAAAAAGGCAGCCGGAGAUCCAAAGCCGCCAGUAGGCAGAGAAGGGAGCCAAACGAUCCCUCACACGCCUCCAAGGAAUAACCCCCAAGGGAAUCACCCUGAAUGGAGGAAAAACUCUUCCUUCAAGCAGCAGUCAGUGACAGUCCCGGCUACAAGCUAAAUUUAACUCACAGUACAGUCCAAAGGCAACCAGAAUCCAAGGGAAAAGGCAGGAAAACGUAGUCAAACAAGCCAGAUAGUAAAUACCAGAAAUCCAAGUCAGAGAACUCAAUUGUAGAAAAAUAGAGAGAGAGCUAGAGACCCACACCCCAGUCCAGACUGAAGGACUGAGUCAAAAGCUGGCUUGCCCGGCAACAAGGGUGGGACUAAGAAUUAUUGGCAGUCUCAGUCCUUCAAUCUGAUUGGGCGAGUACUACCCACACUGGCUGCUGUCUCCACUCUCAAUGGAGAAUAGGUAAUCUAACUUCUGGAGAUGGAUGAAAAUACUGCUGUGGCUAAUUUGAGAAAGCUGAUUUAUACGGUGGUGUUUAAAAGUUCAUGAAUCUUUUUGAAUGUUCAAUAUUUCUACAUAAAUAUGACCUGAAACACUCUACACACAAGUGCUGAAACUAAAUAUUUUUGUUCACUACUUUUUUAUUGCAGCUUUUGGUUUGAUUACUAUUUUAUGUAUAUAACUUAUCAUAGUAUAAAAUGUCAAAAUGUCAUUUGCAUUCAGUGGCAGUGUCUUCUAAUUUUAAUAUAGAAAGCUAAAAGCUUACAAUUGUUUUUGUUAAACAUAUCUUAUUAAUCAGGUUAUAAAACUUUACAUAGUAAAAGUUUUGCUGUCUACAGUAGUAGUCUCCUGGCUAUUAUCCAUUGCAAUGGAUAUUAACUUCUGUCUUUGCUUAUAGUCUCCAUCUAUUUGGAAUCAUUUAUUUUAUUUAUGUAUGUAUUUAUAUCCCACCUUAUAUUGUUUUUAUAAAUAACAAUGAUAUUUAUUAAAAUUGUUUGCUACCCAUUUCACCAUGAAGUGAACAUACUACUUCCUAUUUUUCUCACAACCCUAUGAGAUGGGUUUGGCUAUGAGUAACUUUCCCAAUGUCACUCAGCCAGCUUUCAUGCUUAAGGAGAAACUAAUUUCUCCCAGUUUCUAAUUUGGUGUCUUAACCAUAAGACUAACUGGCUCUCAAAGAGUAAUAUAUACCCAUAUUUUUUGAACUAUAAGACACACUUUCCCCCCCAAAAAAGAUGGUGAAAACCUGGGUGCGUCUUAUAGUCUGAAUGUAGCCCUGCCCACCUGCCGACCCCCACCCUUUGGCCUCUGCCUCCCAGCAAUUUAUCUCCUUGCAGCAAGCAGCAAACAGUCCAUUUCAGCUUCAGCACAGCCUAAUUAGCACAAGCAGUUGAUUUUCCAUUGGAUUGGCCUCCUGACCCUCAGCUGUUUCAGGCUGCAGGGAUUGCCAUAGCCUAUUGCUGGAGGGCCUCCUGCAAGCAGGCAAAUUGCUGUGACACAGAUUUUUUUUUUCUUGUGCUAAUCAGGCUGAAAAUGAAACUAAAGCAGGCUGCUUGCUGCAAGGCAAAUUGCUGGGAGGCAGAGGCAGAGUUAUUGUGAGUGUUUUAUGAGUCUUAUUUUCUUCUUUGUGUCCUUUUGUUAUAAAAUUUCUGUCUAGAAUCAACAAUUAGCUGGAAUUUAAAAAGCAUUUCACUAACUUAAUUAAAAUGUUACCUGAAGGAAAAUAAGAGGAAAAAAGCUUUACAUCUAACAAAUUGCAUGCUGAAUAACUUACUGAUUCUGAUUACAAUACCAAACUAUUAAAAAAACACCCUUAAAACAGUUCCAAACUGGUAAAAUUUCAUAUUAUUUCCCAUAUCCAUGCACUAGCGUAUAUCUUGUUUUCCUCCCCCAAAAAGGCAGGUGCAUCUUAUAGUCCGGAGCGUGUUAUACUCUGAAAAAUAUGGUACUUGUUUCCAACCACUCCAGCAGACAAUCUUUUCCCAAGACCUCACAAACUCUCUGCGUGACAAUCCUCACUGAGGCCUGAAAGAUAUCUUUGGCAAAUAAUAUUUGCCACUAUUCACUACUGAAUUAAUAGUCGCUACUAUCGCAAACAACUGAGUAAAACACUGUCCACUAAAAUCAACAGAAACUUGAAUUAGCUCUCCUUGUAUAUCACAACUGCAGCCAGUGAAUUUCAUUAUGGAUUGGUCUCUUUUUUGAUUUUUGCAAGAAUGAGGGCAACAGUCUUCUAAUGUUAUUUUAAAACUUAAAUGUUAACUCUUAAUAAAAUCAAUAUUGCAUUGCUUUGGUGA
Molecule: messenger RNA, 15557 nt
Organism: Pantherophis guttatus
Lineage: Eukaryota; Metazoa; Chordata; Lepidosauria; Squamata; Colubridae
Gene: COX18
Product: cytochrome c oxidase assembly factor COX18
Biological process (GO): mitochondrial respiratory chain complex IV assembly; protein insertion into mitochondrial inner membrane from matrix
Cellular component (GO): mitochondrial inner membrane
Molecular function (GO): membrane insertase activity
Source: RefSeq, a predicted model, not a curated record